Cornus florida is the source of this 1112-nucleotide messenger RNA. Its product is annotated as protein PGR. Gene Ontology annotation, cellular component: membrane. The transcript has 5 exons. NCBI's taxonomy places the organism in Eukaryota, Viridiplantae, Streptophyta, Magnoliopsida, Cornales, Cornaceae. The coding region runs from base 176 to 1039 and encodes 287 amino acids. The record is from RefSeq and is a predicted model, not a curated record.
AAUAAAAUUCAACCACCAAAGGGACAAAUUUGAACAGGACUAGAACCCUAGGGGUUCGAGUUGAAAUAACGAAAGUCGAACUCUGACUUGCGCAUAUGAGAGAGCACAAGAAGUUUUACUUCGUUGCCAUCUUCUACCUCCGAACACUCUAAUUAGACCAGACCUGAGGGUAAAAAUGGAACAAGUGUUAUUCCAGCCGAUAGUCGCUGCGUUAAUUUCAUCCGCAAUCGCCAUUAGAGCUUAUAAAAGGAAGUCUCUUAACUUAUCGGGAGCAUUUACGGGGUUUGUAGUUAUGGCGAUUCACAUCGGUGUCAAUUACAGGAUCGGAGCUAUGUUGCUUGUUUUCUUUUUCUCUUCAUCCAAGCUUACGAAAUUCGGGGAGGAGAAAAAGCGAAUCGUUGACGCUGAUUUCAAAGAGGGAGGUCAACGCAAUUGGAUACAAGUUAUGAGCAAUAGUGGCAUUGCUACUCUUUUAGUCAUGAUUGUUUGGAAGUUGACAGGAUUCCAGGACAAGUGCUUGGACUCAAAAGAAUCAAGUCUUGUAACAUCUCUUAUUGGUGGUAUUAUUGGUCACUAUUGCUGCUGCAAUGGAGAUACUUGGUCGUCAGAGCUUGGGAUACUUAGUGAUUCACAACCUCGACUAAUCACAACCUUCGAGCCAGUCAGGAAGGGCACAAAUGGUGGUGUAACGAAAGCAGGACUUCUAGCUGCUGCCGCAGCAGGCAGUGUCAUUGGACUGACAUUUGUUCUCUUAGGAUUUCUUACAACGAAAUGCACAUAUGAUGUAGGUCUGAAGCAGCUAUUGGUAAUACCACUUUCUGCCAUGGCCGGGCUGUGUGGAAGUGUCAUAGAUUCCCUGUUGGGAGCAACACUACAAUUCAGUGGAUUUUGCCGUGUACGUAAUAAGGUUGUUGGGAAACCAGGACCAACUGUGAGGAAGAUUUCGGGCUUUAGCAUUCUUGACAACAAUGCUGUGAACCUUGUGUCAGUAUUACUGACAGCAGUUCUGACUUCCAUUGCCUGCUUGUACAUUUUUUGAAAUCCAUUUCUCCAGCUGAUUAAUGUUGUAUCAGAUUAUACGGUUCAAAUCUGCGUUCUUGCAAUUUCGUGUA